GGGGAGCCCCCGUUGGCUGGAAGCAAGGGGUGUCGUGGGUGGAAAUGGGGGCAUAUUCCAAGAGUGCAGCAGCAGAGAAAAACCAUCUGGGAAACAGAAAUGACCCACACAAAGGCCCAGAGGUGGGAAGUGGCUAAGACACACCUCUGGGACAGACUGAGCUUGCGACUCUUUAAGGGGGACUGGUGGGACUGCUCAAACCAACUCCCUUCCCCCCAGGUGAGCAUGAACAGCAACCUGGUAACAGACAGCCAGGGUGAGCACAGGGGCUUCCUGUGAGUAACAAAGUGGGUUAGGCACCCACUGCCUGUCCCCACCCCAGCCAGUCACCCUAGGCAUGACCUUCUGGCCCUGUGGGUCACCUGGGAGCCCUUGCUCCAACCCACUGGAGGUAGGAGGCCUUUUACAGAGGCACUUCAAGCAGGAGUUGCCGUCUUUUUUCACUAUCUCUGGUUGGAAAAGAAGCACAAGCAGGGGGAGAGGCCAUGCAUUUCUUUCUGACCUUCCCCUCCCUCCCGCCAUCUCCUUGACCCCAGGUGAAGCCAGGGCCAGGGGACCUAUGGCAGGGCCACCUCCAGUGAACUUGUCAUCAAAACAGGUCUGGCCUAGUUUGUGCAUGUGCCUGUGUCUGAGCAAUGGUGAGGCACUGUAUUGAGGACAGACUACAUGUGCUAGAGGAGGCCUUAUGCCUGACCAUGCCUGUACUCUGAGGCCUGCCUGCCAGUUCUCAUGGACAAUGUUGACUGUUGGGUGUCCCUAGCCAUCCACACAGGCAUCUGGGACUGUAAGAAACCCUGCACCCACAUUUGCCUCCAGGUUCCUAAGUGUCUGCAUGGGAGUCUGUGACUGUUACACUGACUUUGUGCCCUCUGUGUUAUUUCAACAAAUAUUUACUGAGCACCUAAUGUGCGCCAGGCCCUGGGAGGACAGUGAUGAAUGAGCCAAGUCACUCCCCACACAUUUAAAAAACAAUGUAAGAGGUUGGAAAUUCAGGGUUAACAGGCUUCGGCUGGCUGCUGUAAAGGUACUAAUCAGAGGUGGAGGCUGGGCAGGAGUCCAGGGAGGAGGCAACAAGAAGAUGCCUCUGUUGGGUGACAGUGCUGCCUGCAGACAGAAGUAGCUGGAUUCCAGAUGUAUUUUGCAAUUAGAACAGAAGGGACUGGAGACCUGGCGACUGAAAGAACACGAGGGGGCAGUGUGCAUCUAUGACCAUGUCCAUGUGUCUCCACAUGGGUCUCUCUACAUCUCCCAUGUGGAUCAGUUCCCACCUGCCUGUAUCCCCCCAGGGGAGCCAUCAGGACUUCCGGAGCCUUCAAGCAAAGUUCCAGGCCUCUCAGCCUGGGAUCAGUGAACUAUCCCCAAAGCCUGAGUUCAAGAAACUCCUCAAGAAGUUUCCACAGCCUGAGCCCAGUGAGCCUGCCAAGAAGUCUCUGCAGCUAGAGUUCACUGAUCUCCCGAAGAAGCCCCCGCAGCCCGAAUUCAGUGAGGUGCCAAAGAAGCCCCCGCAGCCCGAGUUUGUUGAUCUCCCAAAAAAGCCCCCGCAGCCCGAGUUUGCUGAUCUUCCCAAAAAGCCCUCCAAAUCUAAGUCCUGUGAAGUCUACAAGAAGUUCCCACAGCUAGAGGCCACUGCGUUCCCUGGGAAGCCCCCACAGCCUGGGGUCAGUGAGACCCCUCAGAAGGCCUUGCAGCUGGAGCCCAGUGCACUUGCCCAGAAGCCCCUGCAGCCUGACCUUGGCAACCCCACCAGGCCUCCCACAGAACACGAAUUCAGUACAUCCCCUAGGAAGGUCUGGCAGCCUGAGCUCAGUGAGGCCACCCCGAAGCCCCCAAAGCCUGAGUUCAGUACCCUUCCAAAAAAGCCCCCACACCCUGAGUUCAGUGGGUUCCUCACAAAGCCCCAGCAGCCUCAGGUGCCCCCCAGGAAGCCUGAGCCCAGUGAGCCCCGCCCCAGCUUUUCACAGCCUGACCUCAGUGCCUCUCCAAAAAAGACCCCACCACCUCAGCUGAGUGACCUCCCCAAGAAGCCCCUGCAGCCUGAGUUUGGUGACCUCACCAGGACAUCCUCAGAGCCUGAGGUCUGUGUGAUUCCCAAGAGGCCACGGCAGUCUGAAUUCAAAGUACCUGCUAAGCCCCUGCAGCACAAGCUAGGCAGCCUCCCCAGGACGUCCUCAGAGCCCGAAGUCAGCCUACUCCCCCCAAAGUUCCUGCAACCUGGGGGCCGGGGGACUCCCCGCAAAUUCUCACAGCCUGAGCCCAAUGCUCUGCUCAAGAAGACCCUUCAAGCGGAGUUCUUUGGGGAUCCUACUAGAAAGCCCCCACUGCCUGGCUCUGUUUCCGAGAGUUCACUGCUGUUGGCUGUUGUAGCCUCCAGCCCCAGGUCCCCACUGAGCCCUGGGUUUGGAGCCAGGCAACAGAGGUCAGUUCUCACUCACAGUAGAGCAUCAAAGCUAGGCCUCAAACCCAGCUAUACACCACGGCAAAGACCUCUGCCUCCAGUCAGCAGCCUGGGACCCCCUCCAGUCAAACCCCCAAGGCCACCAGGCCUCAAGGACGUCCUGAGCUCUCACAGGCCCGCAGCAGCAGCCACAGCUCUGCGGAGGGCUCGCUCUUCUGCUGGAAUCCACUUCUGGGCCCCACAGCCUACGGAUAUCCAGAAGGACCCAGAGAUCUACGAGCUGUAUGAUGAUGUAGAGGCGACAGAGUCCAGUCCCAGCCCCAAGGGCAAAGAUGAAGUGCCAUCCAUCCAGCAACCCCCCAAGAAGCCACCACAAGACCCUGAACUCAGGAAGGAGAAGGCCCUCCAGCCACAGCAGUUGCUGCCUGUGGACCCUAAAGCCCUGAAGCAGAUCCGGAAGGCGGAGAAAGCUGAGAGGGAGUUCCGGAAGAAGUUCAAGUUUGAGGGGGAGAUCGUGAUUCAAACAAGGAUGAUGAUCGACCCCAAUGCCAAGACACGCCGUGGGGGUGGCAAGCACCUGGGGAUCCGGCGUGGAGAGAUCCUGGAGGUUAUUGAGUUCACCAACAAGGAGGAGAUGCUCUGCCGGGACACCAAGGGCAAGUAUGGCUAUGUGCCCAGAAUAGCACUGCUGCCCCUGGAAACAGAGGUGUAUGACGAUGUGGCCUUCCUGGACCCUCUAGAAGGCCAACCAUUCCCUCGAGGACAGUAAGAUCAGCAGGUGUGUGGACCCAGGACAACUCACCAGCCCAACCACCCACUAACCCAGGAAUCCUGGAUCCCAGCUUGAAAGUCAAAGAACUGCCAAGGCUGCCCUAGCUGGGUAGCUCAGUUGGUUAGAGCAUUGUCUUGGAAUACCAAGGCUGCGGGUUCAACCCCCUGGCUGCACAUACAAGCAGCAGCAACCAGUGAAUGCAACUCAUAACUAAGUGAGACAACAAAAUCAAUGUUCCUCUCUUGCCAAUCAAUAAAUAAAAAGAAAUGCCAAGGCUCACACCUGACCAUGUACAUGAACCAUAGAGCCCCUUUGAAGUGAUCACUGCUGCUUUUCUUUCCUUCCCAAUUGGCACACAGUAGAGCCGUGAUCAAACACUUGGGGGUCUUUGGGGUUGACCCCAUCCUUCAUGUUCUCACCCCUCAGGGAUAAAAGCCAGGAAGGAGAAAGUGUGGCAGGGAGAGGGCAGCAAGAAACUAGUACCCUGCUAGGCUUGAAGGUUUGAGUGUCUGUGUGAUCAGAUCCCCAUCAGCAGCCAGCCAUGGUGGAGAGAGACACAUGAACACAGUGACCAGCUGAAAACAACUGCCUAGCCCAAGUGGUCACAUUUUAGCAGUGGUGGGGGGACAGGGAGGCAGGGGAACCCCGUUCUGACAGAGCCCAGGUAUCAAGUUCAGCCUGAACUUCUGUAGGACUAAACAUGCUCAGAAACUCACACCCUGCAUGGUUUUACCAAAGAAAAGAUGCUAUGAACUGAAUAUUUGUCCCUCGCAUCCCUCCACUCCGAUUCCCAAUGUCCAAUUUGAGAGGCAAUUAGGUUUACUAAAGCCCUUAUAAAGGCAGCCCAUCUUGACCUCGGACUUCCCAGGUUCCAGACUAUGAGAAAUCAAUCUGUUGUUUAUAAACCACCCAGCUUGCAGUACUUUUGUUACAGCAUCCAGGGCAGACUAAAACAGAAGCCAACCUAGAAAUGGACCUGAUGCAGUGUCUGUGCCCCUCACAGAAACUGCACAGGAAGGGGACUUGGACGACUUUCAGGACAGCUAACAGUCAAGUGCUCCAUCACCAGCACAAGGGAUUCAAAUUCACUCAGGAUUCAUAUUCCACUGAGUUAGUUCCUAACUCGGCAGGGCACACAGCCAAGGAAGAAUGGCGAUAAGGCUCUUGGUGCUCACAGCUCUGAGGGCAGAAAGGAUAUGAGUUGUUUCUUGCCCCCAACCCUCGGGUGGUGGCCCCACAACACACACACAAAAAAGCAAGCAGCUUUCAGGAACUGGUAUUUAUUAUCAAAGUCAUAUUUGAUGUCAACAAGAUGCCACAACUACAAAAAAAAUUGCGCACAUUGCAAUCUCAAUGCAAACAGUCAAAUGGAACCCCAAUCAUUAAAAAAGUAAUUCAAAUUACCCCAAAAAGCAACUGAAUUUUUUAAACAUCUUUAUACAUCCAGCCAACAAAUUAAAAUGGUUAACAAGAAAAAAAUACAAAUUCAGAGGUCUGGUAU
Molecule: messenger RNA, 4668 nt
Organism: Phyllostomus discolor (pale spear-nosed bat)
Lineage: Eukaryota; Metazoa; Chordata; Mammalia; Chiroptera; Phyllostomidae
Gene: PRAM1
Product: PML-RARA regulated adaptor molecule 1
Exons: 9
Coding region: 1206-3164 (652 amino acids)
Biological process (GO): protein localization to plasma membrane; T cell receptor signaling pathway; integrin-mediated signaling pathway
Cellular component (GO): plasma membrane
Molecular function (GO): protein binding
Source: RefSeq, a predicted model, not a curated record